AUGGUCCCCCGCGCCCCCAAGCCCAAAACCCUAACCUGUUGUGGGCCCUCGGGCUCUACUCGUUGUGGCCGCGGUGCUCGCUGCUCUGCUCUGGAGAAUGUUUUUACUCCCCCUGCCGUCACUAUCGAGGAGCUUGACGCAUUCCUUGCUGUUGAAGAUUCGGACUUGUUGUUCUUUGAGCCUGAUGCCGAUAUGACUGAUCGCCUUGAGUCUGGCCCUGCCGGGGAUGCUACUUUGGCUCCCUUGGCUGAAAACAUGGUGGAGGAUGCCGAUAAGACUCUUUGUUAUACACAGGCCGCCUCUGAGAUGCCUGUGUCGGUGGCUUCUGCCCUGGGUAUCCCUGAUGUCCUUCUGUCUGGCGACCAGCCAGACUUUUUGGGAUACUAUGACUCUUAA
This is a messenger RNA of Talaromyces rugulosus, 396 nucleotides long. RefSeq lists its product as uncharacterized. NCBI's taxonomy places the organism in Eukaryota, Fungi, Ascomycota, Eurotiomycetes, Eurotiales, Trichocomaceae. The transcript is spliced from 4 exons. The record is from RefSeq and is a predicted model, not a curated record. Bases 1 to 396 code for a protein of 131 amino acids.